CUCCACUUUCGCCCCCCAGUGGCCUGCAUCAUCUUUGCCCGGCGCACCGCGGCUCUUAGACUAGUAGACUAGACUACGACGGUUUAGGGUCGGAGCUGUGCCCACGGUCUGGAUCGUAGCUAUUCUGGCAUGACAUGCUCUCUACUCCGUACUAACGAGAAAGAAGGCGAGGCCCGCGCGACGGCAAGAGAUCAACGAUGUUCUAGCCGGGGUCGGUUGGGAUUUUAUUUUUUGAUUUGGAGGACUGUUGGACUUUUGACAUUUUCACCGCCUCGUUUGAUCGUUCUUUUCUUUCUUCUUUCCAUCACUGAGGCUUGGCUAAGGGGGGACGACGGUGGAAAAAAAAAAACCGCAACAAGAAAAAAAAGCAAAGACGAUGCUGCAGGUGCAGGGAGGCAAGAACCCUUUCCAGCGAACGCCCGUUCCAAUGGAUCGUAUUUACCCCUGAAUCGGGCUCCUCUCAUUUUAAACUCGCGAUCUACUCCGUACAAUGUCUACCGCAGGCCGGCUCGCGUACCCGAAGAUCCUCCCGGGCUCUCCACAAUGGCAGGUCAGACACCAUCUACGUGGUGCUCUAGUUCGCUAUCGGCUGGACCCUUGGUGGCUGACCGAUCUCGGCGCUGGCUUGGGUAGCGUGUUCCAGGUUGGGUUGAAGUGCGUUUCGCGAGAACCCUUCAAAAACGGUAGUUGCGAUAGAGUGGAGCAUGGGAUGGAGAAUGCCGACAGAAAAAUGAAUCUAGAAGAGUGGCUAUGCUAGUCGAGACCCUUGGCAGCUCUCUCGGCCUGAAGCUUCUCCGCCCGCUUC
Aspergillus aculeatus ATCC 16872 is the source of this 805-nucleotide messenger RNA. RefSeq lists its product as uncharacterized. The transcript has 3 exons. The coding region runs from base 491 to 757 and encodes 88 amino acids. The record is from RefSeq and is a predicted model, not a curated record. NCBI's taxonomy places the organism in Eukaryota, Fungi, Ascomycota, Eurotiomycetes, Eurotiales, Aspergillaceae.